Molecule: messenger RNA, 2924 nt
Organism: Polyodon spathula (Mississippi paddlefish)
Lineage: Eukaryota; Metazoa; Chordata; Actinopteri; Acipenseriformes; Polyodontidae
Product: calpain-A-like
Exons: 11
Coding region: 726-2627 (633 amino acids)
Biological process (GO): proteolysis
Cellular component (GO): cytoplasm
Molecular function (GO): calcium-dependent cysteine-type endopeptidase activity
Source: RefSeq, a predicted model, not a curated record
CAAGUUUCAAACUGUAACCCAAACCCACAGCAGCAUGAGAUCUGCUGAGAUGUCUAUGAGGAUCCCUGUCUGAUGUGGACACAAAGGUCUGUCACUGGCCAUUACUUCUGCAUGUGUGUGAAUGGACCUAAGCAACUGGAGCCUGCACUGGUUAAAAUAACAGACAUUGCAUUUUCUUUGGGGAGCUGGAAUCUGUGUUGUAAGCCCAGGCUGGGUUGUACGCUAGAUUUCUGAAGGCACUGAGAACGGUCAGCAGGACAGGAGGUGAAAGAAAACUACAGGGAUUCCUGGUUUGUAUCCUGGUAGAGGGAAUACAGGAACGUGACUGGAUGGAUAGCCCACAGUGUGUAAAUGGAAGGCAAGCAUGACAGGGAUUCCAUGCUGGUAAAACAAUAGCGCAUCGGAUUGAAUUGAAUUGCUAUGUGUAAUUGUUCAUGGGAGUUACAUACAUCAGCUUGUAUUUGUAUGCAAAGAAGUGAUCGUAUUGACUAUAGGAACAACGAUCUCAAUCCAGAAGAGAGUGUCGGCUAUAUAACACUGUCUAUUAAACUGAAAGAGACCAGAGGAGAAGACAGUUACGCUGUGCAUGAAGUGGUUCGAAUUCUGGAGUCUAUUUACAUUGAGUGGCGUGUGAAACAUCUUGGUGAAUAGAAGCUGUUGUCGUUGCAAGUUCAGGCUUUGUCCUGAAGACUAAUCCAGGAGGGAACUGGCUUGCUGGUAGUCCAAUGGGGAGUAGCUGUUCCUGCAGCCACACAACGGUCACACAGAUUCAUGUAGUGAAGCCAGAGCCAUUUGCACAGCCGUGUCAAGCAGCUGGAGCAGGCUCUUCUAAACAGCCACACGUACCUGUGGAGACUCGCCCAGUCUUUGAGCUUCACAAUGAGGCUAAUAAGAAGGCCCUGGCGCUGGGGUUAAAGGACAAAACGUGGGACAAAGUCAGAGGAGACAUUCAGGCCCUCGUGGACGGCCGGGAGAGAGACAGAGAGCCAGACCUCUACAGCCAAUCAGGGGCGAGGAGCGAGGGAAUAUUUAAGCUGAGCGAAGACAAAGUGGUCAACUCAGCACGAUACCAGGAGGUGCUGUCAGAGCUGCAGCCUGGAGAGCUCUGGAAGGACCCAGACUUCCCCCCUGCCCCAGCAUCUCUGACCUAUGAAGAGGUUCCACCGCCAGCAAUCCAGUGGCUUCGAGCUUCGCAACUGCACCCGGCUGCCUGUUUCAUGGAGGACGGGGUCAGUAAGGGUGACAUCAUCCAGGGGGAGCUGGGGGACUGUUGGUUUUGGGCCUCUGUGGCCACCAUCCUUCACUCCAGGAAGCUCAUCGAGAAGGUCAUACCCCCAGGUCAGACCAUCACGGAACGGAAGAUCUACACAGCGCUGUUCCGGUUCCGGUUCUGGCAGUUCGGGAGCUGGGUGGAGGUCCUGGUUGAUGACUUCCUCCCGACCCACAAUGGCAGGCUGAUUUACGCCCGCUCGGCCGCUGGGAACGAGUUCUGGCCUUCCCUGCUGGAGAAAGCCUUCGCCAAGCUGCAUGGCUCAUACCGGGCAAUUGAGGGCGGCUGGACGCUGGACGCGCUCACUGACCUGACCGGAGGGGUGGGGGAGAUGUACCGCAUCAGGGAUUUCACCGGCCACCUAGAACAGCUCUACAGCCACCUGGCCACAGCAUCCAGGAAGAAAGCCUUCAUCGCCUGUGGGACCAGCCGGCGGACAGAGUCUGAGCAGAGCGGGAGAGAAGACGGCCUGGUUGCAGGACAUGCCUAUAGCAUCACAGCGGUGAAGAAGCUGACCACUCCGAGGGGGAGGGUGCCCCUGGUCCGAAUUCUGAACCCCUGGGGCUGUGGACAGAGCAUGGAGUGGACAGGGGACUGGAGCGAUGACUCACCGCUGUGGGAUGAGAUCCCGUUGUGGACCAGGGAGUCUUUUGGGUUCACCAAAAAAGAAGAUGGUGAAUUCUGGAUGAAGUUUGAUGAUUUCUGCGAGAGAUUUGCCAAUGUCACUGUGCUCACCCUUGGACCAGAUUUUUACUGUGAUGGCAGCACAGAUGCAGGUAGCCUCCUGGAGGUGAAAGGUCAGUGGGUGUCAGGGGUCAAUGCAGGGGGCUGCCGGAACAACCUGCUGAUGUACCCUAGCAACCCGCAGCACCCAAUCACAAUCCGAGAGACGAGUGAGCAAGCCUUCCUGUCUGUGGCGUGCAAUCUUAAAAUACAGUGCAAGGGGUCGAGGGCGGGGUCCCCUCACUGUGUGGCUCUGCUGCUUGUUGCAGGAGGUCAGGAGGCUGCUGAAGACGAGGGGUGCUCCGUCAUGGUCUGCCUCCUCCAGAAAUUCAUCAGGGGGAAAAGGAGACCGGAGCCAGGAAUGAACCCCAUCGGAAUUCAGGUUUACAAGAGCGGUGACCCCAAGACCCCCCUCACCGCUGAGCUACUGGUUCGACAGAGGGAGGUGUCUGACUCGGGUCCCUACGUGGCACAGCGGAGUGUUAAUCUACGCUGCCAGCUGUCCGCAGGAAGCUACACCAUCAUCCCCAGCACCUUCAACCCGGGAACCCCUGGAGAUUACAUGCUGCGCAUAUUCUCAGGGUCUCCUGUGCAGCUGCACCAGGGACACCACCUCUCUGCCUGUCCGCUGUGAGCAGGCAUCAGAGGGGGCUAGUGAGGGAUCAAAGGAAAACAAAAAAAUCAAACAGUUGCUCGUUGGUUUAAUUAAACAUUGUAUGUCAAGAAAGAGGAAUAUGGCUUGCACGUAUUAUCAGUAGAACAAAAAACCAUUUGUACAAAAUACAAUAAAAAAUAUCUGUCCUUUUUGAAGUACAGUUGAAGAGUUGUCUUACUACAAGUGCUGACUUAGACAAAUAAAACGUGUAUAAAAAUCCGGAGAGGUCAGUUAUAAAGAUCCACCUGAGCAAUUCGGAGAACUGGCAUUGUCCUU